CAGCUCUCCAGAUCCAUAUCAGCAACAUGGCAUUCGCUGGAAAAUAUGAAGUUGAAAGCCAAGAAAACUAUGAUGCAUUUAUGAAAGUAAUUGGCAUUCCUGAUGAUACCAUUGAACGCGGAAGAAAUUUCAAAUACACCACUGAAGUUAUCCAGAAUGGAAAUGAAUUUACUUGGUCCCAAAUUUACCCAAACCAUACAUCAACCAAUAAGUUCAUUGUGGGACAAGAAUCAGACCUGGAGACUAUGAGCGGCAAAAAAUUUAAAGCAUUAAUUAAACUGGAAGGUGGCAAAAUCAUUGUGGACUUCCCAAAAUACCAUCAUACUUCUGAGAUUGUUGAUGGAAAACUGGUGGAGACCUCAGUGUCUGGUGGAGUUACCUUUAAAAGAAUAAGCAAGAAAGUGGCAUAAAGUUUAAUAAAGUUUUUGUUGCAUUUAUAUGAAAUAAAAAAAUCACUGUUUAUUCA
Molecule: messenger RNA, 466 nt
Organism: Bombina bombina (fire-bellied toad)
Lineage: Eukaryota; Metazoa; Chordata; Amphibia; Anura; Bombinatoridae
Product: gastrotropin-like
Exons: 4
Coding region: 27-410 (127 amino acids)
Biological process (GO): fatty acid transport
Cellular component (GO): nucleus; cytosol
Molecular function (GO): fatty acid binding
Source: RefSeq, a predicted model, not a curated record